Messenger RNA from Acanthosepion pharaonis, 951 nucleotides. NCBI's taxonomy places the organism in Eukaryota, Metazoa, Mollusca, Cephalopoda, Sepiida, Sepiidae. The record is from the annotation of a GenBank genome assembly.
AUGGGAUUAGGUUUUCUUUCUCAUUUGCUUCCUUCAUUUUUCUUUUCUUUCUUUUUAUAUAAUUUUUCUUUCUUUUCUUUUUUCCAACCUUUUCUUUCUCUCUUCCCGCUUUUUCUCUGCCUUUUUUCUUAUAUUAUCUCUCUUUUUCUCUCUCUUAUGAUUUUUGUUUUUCUUUCUUUAUCUCCACUCUCUCGUUGUAACUUUUGCUUUUGCUUUUCUAACUCUCUCUCUCUUUGUAAUUCAUUAGUCUUUUCUACAUUUUUACCUUUUCUACACAUUAUCUCUUUUUAUUUCCUCUUUCAUCUCUUUAUUCUCUCCUCUUUUUAUCUCUUUAUUCCCUCUUCCUCUUUCUCUUUAUUCUCUCAUCCAUGUUCUCUUAAUUCUCUAAUCUUCUUUCUCUUUAUUAUCUCCUCUUUCUCUUUAUUUUCUCGUCUUCUUUCUUUCUCUUUAUUUUCUCGUCUUCUUUCUUUCUCUUUAUUCUUGAAUCUUCUUUCUUUCUCUUCCUCUUUCUUUUUAUUCUCUUCUUUCUUUCUCUUUAUUCGCUCCUCUUCUUUCUUUCUCUUUAUUCUCUCCUCUUCUUUAUUUUUCUUUAUUCUCUCCUCUUCUUUCUUUUUCUUUAUUCUCACUUCUUUCUUUCUUUUUCUUUAUUCUCUCUUCUUUCUUUCUUUCUCUUUAUUCUCUCUUCUUCUUUCUUUCUCUUUAUUCUCUCCCCUUCUUUCUUUCUUUCUUUCUUUCUUUCUUUCUCAUUCGCUCCUCUUCUUUCUUUCUUUCUCUUUAUUUUCUCCCUUUCUUUCUUUCUCUUUAUUCUCUCCUCUUCUUUCUUUCUCUUUAUUCUCUCCUUUUCUUUCUAUUCUCGUCAUUCUAUUCUCAUCAUUUUCAUCAGAUCACCUUCCUGGUGACAUGGAAACCUGCUGCUUACCUAUUUCCACCCAAUUUUAUUCUGACCUCUGA